Molecule: messenger RNA, 1059 nt
Organism: Musa acuminata AAA Group (dessert banana)
Lineage: Eukaryota; Viridiplantae; Streptophyta; Magnoliopsida; Zingiberales; Musaceae
Product: protein BZR1 homolog 1-like
Exons: 2
Coding region: 56-943 (295 amino acids)
Biological process (GO): brassinosteroid mediated signaling pathway; DNA-templated transcription
Molecular function (GO): DNA-binding transcription factor activity
Source: RefSeq, a predicted model, not a curated record
GGGAAGGUGGGGGGAUCUGAGGAGGGGUUGGUGGUGGCAAGGGGGAGGGUCCGGGAUGACGUCGGGAGGGGGUCGGCUUCCGACGUGGAAGGAGAGGGAGAACAACAAGCGGCGGGAGCGGCGCCGAAGGGCGAUCGCCGCCAAGAUCUUCACUGGGCUGCGGACGCUUGGCAACUACAAGCUGCCGAAACACUGCGACAACAACGAGGUCCUCAAGGCCCUCUGCCGCGAGGCCGGGUGGGAAGUCGAAGAUGAUGGCACUACCUACCGAAAGGGAUUCCACCCGCCACCACCGGAGGCUGCAGCAGGAGGCCUUUCGACGAACAUAAGCCCACUGUCGUCUUCGUUCCCGAGUCCUGUCCCGUCCUACCAUGCAAGCCCAUCCUCCUCCUCUUUCCCGAGCCCUAGCCGCCUCGAUAACUCUAACGACCAUUCUGUCAGACCCUCUUGCCUCCUCCCCUUCCUCCGCAAUCUGUCCACCCUUCCGCCUCUUCGAAUCUCUAACAGCGCACCCAUUACGCCGCCCAUCUCCUCCCCGACCGCCUCCCGCCCACCUAAGAUUAGGAAACCGGACUGGGACUACAGUUCAUUCCCCCAUGCUCUGUUCGCUGCCUCUGCUCCUGCUAGCCCGACCCGAGGCUGCCUUCACGGGCAACAACCCUCGACAAUACCUGAAUGUGAUGAAUCUGAUGCCUCCAGUGUUGGUUCUGGCCGCAGGAUCAACUUCCAGAUGACAGCUCCAGCAUCGCCGACCUACAACCUCGUCAACCCGGGUGCCAUGUCAAGUUUUCCAGGAGGAGAGGUGCUAGAGAAGGGGCGAGGGGGCAUGGAGUUCGACUUCGAGAGUGGUAGGGUGAAAGCUUGGGAGGGGGAGAGGAUCCAUGACGUUGGACUGGAUGAACUUGAGCUCACAUUGCGACUUGGAAUCAUGGCGCCCAAGUGAAAGUGAAUGUGAAAGUGCUUGAGCUAUCUUUUGGCUUCUUGAUGUGAAGUUUGUAAUCUCGUACUGAUGCACUAAGCCUACUUAAGCAGAAAUCUUGAUGGUUUGUUCUCUUUCAA